Molecule: messenger RNA, 1912 nt
Organism: Pelobates fuscus (common spadefoot toad)
Lineage: Eukaryota; Metazoa; Chordata; Amphibia; Anura; Pelobatidae
Gene: TAL1
Product: TAL bHLH transcription factor 1, erythroid differentiation factor
Exons: 5
Coding region: 176-1396 (406 amino acids)
Biological process (GO): regulation of transcription by RNA polymerase II
Molecular function (GO): DNA-binding transcription factor activity, RNA polymerase II-specific; RNA polymerase II cis-regulatory region sequence-specific DNA binding; protein dimerization activity
Source: RefSeq, a predicted model, not a curated record
GGGGAUUAGAUCCAAUUCUCCUGCAGCCACUAAACUACUCCCCUAAAAACACCCACUGCAGUCAUGAAUAGGCCACAAAAUGGCCCCAGUCACUUUUACAAAUGAAAGGCAAACGGUAGUAAUCACUGGGAGGUGACAUUCCUGCCAGGAAUAUUGUCCUCUCCUGUCCCAGAAGAUGAUGGAGAGGUUGGGACCAGAAAUGGAUGAUGCUCAAGAGGUUGCAUCUCCCCACCAGGACACGACUGAAGCGGAGAGCACGCGUGGUGUGGAGCAGAGUGGGGUGAAUGAGGGGGCGGCGGCCCCCUGCUCCCCCCCCAGGGCUGUGCCAGUGAUUGAGCUGCUCAGGAGGGGGGAGGGAUCAGGGAAUAUAAAGGGCAGAGAGCAGGAGCUGAGACUGCAAAGUCUGAGGACCACCGAGCUGUGCAGAGCCCCCCUCACUCCAGCUACAGAGCUUUGCAGAGCCCCCCUGACACCAGCUACAGAACUUUGCAGAGCCCCUCUAACACCAGCCACAGAGCUUUGCAGAGCCUCCCUGACACCAGCUACAGAGCUCUGCAGAGCCACCCUGACUCCAGCGACAGAGCUCUGCAGAGCCCCUCUGUCAGUUGCAGGACCCCCUCUUACUGCCACCACCGAGCUGUGCAGACCCCCGAUACCCUUACCAAUUCCUGGACCGCCAGCUGAACAAGCCCAAGAAGCCCGAAUGGUGCAGCUGAGCCCCCCAGCUUCCCUCCCCCUGCAGGCUGCAGGCAGGACCAUGCUGUAUGGGCUGAGUCAACCCCUGACUCCAGCAAACAGUGGCUUCUUCGCAGACCCGGACACCUAUUCAAUGUACAACAAUAAUUCCAGAGUCAAAAGGCGUACGCCUGGCCCUUACGAAGUUGAUGUAACAGAAGGAGGCAUGGCUAGCGAGCCAAAUAAGGACAAAACAACUAUUUUGUGUAUAGAUUGCUGUUCAGGGACAACACAACAUUCAGGUCCCCACACCAAAGUCGUUCGUCGUAUCUUCACAAACAGCCGGGAGAGGUGGAGGCAACAAAAUGUGAAUGGAGCUUUCGCUGAACUGCGCAAGUUGAUCCCAACACAUCCCCCAGAUAAAAAACUCAGCAAGAAUGAAAUUCUUCGCCUGGCCAUGAAAUACAUCAACUUUUUGGCCAAGCUUCUCGAUGACCAAGAAGAAGAAGGUAACCAGAGAACCAAGAUGAACAAAGAUAAUGGAAUGAUACAACAAGACCUUCUACAGGAUAUGUUGUCACCAAACUCCAGCUGUGGAAGUACUUUGGAUGGUGCACCAAGCCCCGACAGCUUCUCAGAAGACCAUGACACACUGGACUCCAAACAUAAUCGGAAUCUUCAACAGUCCAUGCUCCCAGUAGAAAACAGUGGACAACGAUGACUAACUUCUCCAACUGGGUACUGACUGUAACCCCUAGGCUUUGGACCUUUAUCCCAGAUUGGUGUUGGUACACAUUUGGGUUGGUAUGAAGAUGUGUAUCCCAGAGGUACUUUAUUUGAAACAAAGAGGAACUCUGUGUUUGUACUAACAAAACUGUUUUGUGCAAAAGAACUUGUACAAGAAUAUUUUUUUUAUUCUUCCUCUUGAUUGAUUUAGGUAUAUUAUUAUGUCCUAAGUGUGUCCCAGUUUUAGGAGGGCUUGUAGCAAUUUGUUAGCUAAAUACUUUAUGGGGACCAACACCACUAAGAGCACCAAGCUAAAUAAUGUAAUAUAUAUAUAAUGCACAUACAUACCUAUAAAUCUUUGGAAAAAAAGCCUCAGGUGAAAUUUGAAAACCUGCGGGAACAGACAAUGGAUAAUAUUUUUAUUUGGUACCUGUUGAAAUGAAGGUACAUUAUACAUACAUUUGUAUCCGAUUGGUGAAGUACACAUCCGUAUUAUUUAUAAAAGAGCUUC